Messenger RNA from Nilaparvata lugens (brown planthopper), 5803 nucleotides. RefSeq names its product protein bric-a-brac 2. Gene Ontology annotation, cellular component: nucleus. Gene Ontology annotation, molecular function: protein binding; DNA binding. The transcript is spliced from 13 exons. The coding region runs from base 126 to 2501 and encodes 791 amino acids. NCBI's taxonomy places the organism in Eukaryota, Metazoa, Arthropoda, Insecta, Hemiptera, Delphacidae. Gene Ontology annotation, biological process: regulation of transcription by RNA polymerase II. The record is from RefSeq and is a predicted model, not a curated record.
CUGUUUGCAAACAGUGCCCGCCGGGUGCCUAGACCCUGUCCCUGUAGUGCUGCAUCUAUUGUCGUGCCUGUUCUGUGGUCGGUUCAGUGUGUCAUCUACAUGUUUUCUGUCGAUCACCUGUCUUGAUGAGGAGUAAACGAUUCAUAAGAGAUCGGAGAGAGGAGGACUGGCUGUCGGAGAUGGCGGGCCAGCACUAUUGCUUGCGCUGGAACAACUACCAGUCGAACAUGACCUCGGUCUUCCAUCAUCUGCUGCGAACCGAGGCUUUCGUCGACGUCACUCUCGCCUGUAACGAGGAGUCCCUCAAAGCUCACAAGGUUGUCCUAUCGGCAUGUUCGUCUUACUUCCAAAAGCUUCUGAUGGAGAAUCCAUGCAAGCAUCCGACCAUUAUAAUGCCCCAAGAUGUUUGCUUCAGCGAUCUUAAAUUCAUUAUAGAAUUUGUCUAUCGUGGAGAGAUUGACGUCUCACAGGCUGAACUGCAGUCACUGUUGAAAACAGCCGACCAGCUGAAGAUCAAAGGCCUUUGCGAGGUACCCGAUGGUGAGGGCGGGGGCAGUAGCGGUGGUGGAGGCGGUAGCAGUGGAGGUGGUGACGCGGUUUGCGCCGAGGUGACUCCGCUGCCUCCAGAGACUCCGCACACGCGUCGCUUCACUGCCAAGCUGCGCAGCGCUCACAGACACGGCAACAGCCACAGCGAUCACUCGAGUGGCGGCCACAAGCAGAGGAGAUACGAGGCGCGGCGACAGAUCUACCGCGAGAGUCGCCAGAUGAUGAGUCACCACCAUCAUCACAACCACAACCAGGACACCAACAGAUCACAGAGCGGUGCCGGUGGAGACGACGGCCAACAGCCGGACUGCAUCACAGUGGGGACGUCGACAGCCGACGACAAGUCACUGGUGAUGCUGGAGGGCAGGAGUGGCGGAGGCUCUUCCCACCUGCAGCAGCUGCACCCGGCCAACGGGGACCAGCACUCGCGCAUCAUGAUGACCAGUCCUGCGCCCAUCAUGUCCACGCACUCCACUACCACUCAGGUUGUUCUUGACGCAGCCAGAUCGACAGACGUAGACAUGCCCGAAACACAGCCCGCCGGACCCACAGCCACUCUCGUCUCCAGCAUCGAACUGCAGACAUCCACCCCGCCAGCUGGUAAGGAUUUCAUUGAGGGUGUUCAAACAAUGAGGAGUGAGGAUGGCAAGGAGGUGAAGGUCAAAUUUGAAACAUUGCGAGCUAUGGAACAGGGCGAAACACUCGAUAUUGACAGCCACAUGUCUGAGAGGGGUGAUGAUGAACAUGAACAUUCAAUGCACACAAUGAUGAUCACGCCUGAGUUGUUAGGUCUAAUUCCACCCGGCCAUUCCAGUGAAUUGGACAUGAACGGGAGUCAGUCUGACUGCGGCAGCAGCGUGUGUGGCAAGAAUUGCGGGGGUGGGGGUGGAGGAGGUGGUCCUGGCAUGAACAAGAGCUGGUCCCAGGAAGACAUGGAGCUGGCACUAGAUGCUCUGCGCAACCACAACAUGAGUCUCACCAAGGCGUCGACGACCUAUGGCAUUCCAUCGACGACACUGUGGCAGCGCGCGCACCGCAUGGGCAUCGACACGCCCAAGAAGGAAGGGCCGGGCAAGUCGUGGACGGAGGAGGUGCUCAAUGUGGCGCUCGAGGCUCUGCGCAACGGAAGCAUCUCCGCCAACAAGGCUAGCAAGGCUUAUGGCAUUCCGAGCAGCACACUGUACAAGAUAGCGCGCCGCGAAGGCAUCCGACUGGCGGCGCCGUUCAACUCGACGCCGACGACGUGGAACCCCGAGGACCUGGACCGGGCGCUGGAGGGGAUUAGGUCGGGCACGACGACCGUGCAGAAGGCAGCCGCCGAGUACGGCAUUCCAUCGGGCACCCUGUACGGCCGCUGCAAGCGAGAGGGCAUCGAGCUGUCUCGCAGCAACCCGACGCCCUGGUCCGAGGACGCCAUGAACGAGGCGCUCGAGUCUGUCAGGAUCGGGCAGAUGAGCAUCAACCAAGCGGCAAUCCACUACAACUUGCCCUACUCGUCACUCUAUGGUCGCUUCAAGCGCAUCAAGUAUGAGGCCGACCACGAGCACAACACCAACGAGGUUGGCUCGACGAGUGACGUGGACGGUGGGGGAGCCCACACGCCCCACACACCCAUGUCGGGGGGCGUGCCCACGCCCCACAGUGUGCACAGCACCCAUAGUGUGCACAGUGUGCAUAGCGCUCACAGCACCACGUCUGCACCUCCCACGUCCGGCCCUCCUCCCGUGUCAGUUACUUCGGUCCAGACUUCCAUGAGCAAUCAAACACAACAGCAGCAGCAACAACAACAACAACAACAACAACAGCAGCAGCAGCAGCAGCAGCAUCCUCCCCCCCAACCGCCCCCUCCUCCUCACCCACCCAUGCCCCACAUUCCGCCCCAGAUCAUGCUGGUGCAGUACCAGCAGGCGCCCCCGCCGCCCCUGCAUAUGUACCAGCCGGCCCCCAGCUGAAGUCUCUAUGCCUCCACCAGUGAGGUAGCUCCUCCGCCUCCGCCACCGCCCCCACAAUGAUCACAGGUCGGGGCUCAACCACCCUUGCAUCUUAGCCACACCAACAUCUAUCUGAAAUUGAAGUGAGAUUGAUUUGAAGUUAAAGAUCUAUAUGAAAUUAGAGUGAGGUUACUAUUGUAAAAUUGUUUUGGAGAGAUUUAUUGAAUUUAUUGACAGUGGGACCUUUCCUAUUGUCAGGAAGGUAUCCUAAUUGACGUUCCCUUUUAGCUAAAGUUCUAUAAUCUAUCUAAGGAUCAGAUAGAAGUGAUCAAUAACAGGCUGUUUUCUGUUUAGAUUAAACAUGGUGAAGUUUGGACAAUAAUAUCCACUCCUAGCACCUCACCUACUAGAAAUGACUUGUUUAAUCAUAGAGAAGGCGAGGAUACAAGCUAUCAGUAAUUUCUUACUGCCAAUUUUUUCAAUAUUUUAAAUCAGCAUGACAGAUUCAUUGAGUGAAUUAUGUGACGUAACGGACACACAGUCUGAAUCACUAGGUCUGAGAAAUCUAGAAGGUAAAUUUAUAUUCAUUCCAGGAUGUUUGGAACUUGCAUAAAGUUCAUAUAAUUUUUUUUGUCAUUUUAAACUUAAUUACAGUAUUUAGACAGUAUUUGGAUCAUUGUUUUUGGACAGAUUCCCAUUGCUCAAACUGUAAUAUCUGGAAAAGCAACUACUUCUAAAAAGUGUAGGCGUUUUUUGUAAUGAUGCUAUUGUUUACUCUAUCGAAAUGCGUUUAAAUGAAACAUUUUUCUAAGAUUAUUACACAAAAUAAGACUAAUCUGGUUGCCUAGCCUACUACAAUAAAUACGAAUUUGGACACUUUACACAAAAAUAUAAACCUGACGCUAUGAUGCUAAAAGCUCUAUCGCCCCUGAUCAUAUGGGUGAAGACUAAUAAUUUUGGGACUCACCCAAGAUGAGGACGAUGUUGAAGUCCAUCCUCUUGAUGUCGAUUCGGUGGUACACAAUCCCGAAAAAAACUGGUGUAUCAAAUUCCGUACUUUAACGAGACGCGCUCCGAUUUAUUCAAAAGCCCGGAAAAGUGUGCCCGGAAAGAAUGCUUUUUUGUCUCCAGGCCCGACUCUUCCCAGGCCUACACGUGGAAACUAGACUAUGGAAGGGGGGAAGAAGAGUCAGAUACUGGUGAUGGGACGAGUGGACGGAAACUCACUUUCCCAGGCUGGGAUGCUAGCUAGGCAGUUCCCAACCCUGAGAAAGAUCACCACCUCGUUCAUCGGUUAGAAAAAUGCAGGCUUUCCGUAGCCUAUGCUAGGCAGCCAGCAAAACAAUUACGUUCUAUUAAAUUCAAAUUAUCUAUCUAUCAUCUUUACCGUACAACUAUUAUUCUAUAUUUCACUAGUACUAAUUUCUAAUAUUAUCUAUUAUCAAUGAUUUCUAUUACAGAACGAAAUUUAUUAGUCUUGUUGGUUUUAGUUUAGGUUGUUUUAUCCCCAUCAACUUCACAACAUAUUAUUAUUAUUAUUGGAGCCUAGCCCUUUUCAAAGAAUUACAAAAUUUAGGUAUCAGGAAUUUAGCCUUUGGCAAUGAAAAUUUGCAUAAUUUACCGACGUCUGAUCAUUGUGGUGGCAUUUGGUGUCUAAUUCUUGCAUACAGAUUUUGCAAAACGUUUGAAGAUUUGCAAAAGUGUUGCAUCUGUGAACUUUUUGUGGCUGUUAUCGGUCACGUGAUAGAGCUGGUGGAGCUAUUUGUGUGAUAUAAAAACUUUACAAAUUUGUAAAUUGUAGUGUGAACAGUAGCUUUAAUGUAUUGAAUGUGUAUUUUUGUGUUCGUAUUUCGAUCACUUACUUAACAUUCCUUGUUUCUUCCUUAAUACUUUAAACUGUUCGAUUCAAUUUGCAUUUACUCAGUUCAUUUUUGUUCAAAAAUAAUUUAUUGUAAAUAAUUAUUGUGUAUAUAGAAUGUAAAUAGACUAUUGAAAUAAUUUCAAGCUUUGAGGUUUUAACCAACCUUUACAAAAAAUUAUAAGACUUGUUUCAAAAUACAGUCUAAUACAACACAGAGGUAACAAGUGGGCAAUUUUCCAGAAAACAAAAGUAUUUUGAAAAGCCAAAGGAAAUUUAACUUUAUCUUAGGAAAUUUAUCUUAGCUGAUUUGGAUACUGAAAAUUCUGUUUUUCAAAUACAGUACACAGUUAAUAUUUUUCUCAAUCAUAUAUCUUUUAUGAAAUUUUCUAACGAUGGAUAUUUUUAUUAAUUAAUUAAAGAUUGUAUUAAAUUCAAUACUUCUUAUACACAUAUUGUUUGUUUCAAGCAUUUUAUAAUUCUUUUCAAGUCUUCAAGGUUUUUAUUCAGAAGUCGGCUAUACUCAUAAACAUUUUUUCAUUUUAAUUCAUUUUACUAGAAGACUCCUUGUUUUUGUCAAAUUUAAUACAUUAAAUUGCCAUGUUUCUAAAUAGAUUAUCUCUUGUUUGUGGUAAAAACUUUUUUUUACCAAAGCUUUUAAAAGUUCUAGCUGAGAAAAUUAGAAAACACUUGAUUCGUUCAGAAAUAGUUCGUUUCGAAUUUUGUUCCCUCAAUACCAUUUAUAUAGAUAUCAAUAUUUAAUAGAUUCUUUCAAUAUGCUGUUCAACCGGCUCAUUAAAUUUUGGAAGAUUUUCUCUUUUCUAUUCAAAUCUUGCGAAGUUGAGAUGGAAAAGUAAAUCAUGUAGAUGUAUUGAUAAAAGAAAUUUUCUUACUACAUGACCACUUGAAAUUAAUAUGUAUUGAAAAUUAGUUAUUAGUUACAAUGAUCUCAUGAAAUUACUGUAAAAUUAUCGAUUUGAGUGGUAGUGUUUUGACAAAUUGAUGUAUCUAUAAAAAUAAUUCUUGUAGAGUUUAACAAUGGAAUUUGUAAACAUUAUUGGCUAAAUUGAUCAUCGAAAAUGUUUAUCCAACUUUUCUGUUGAUAGUUCAAAUGCAAUAUGAUUACUUACUAAAAGCUUUUUGGAAGUGUGAUACAAAGAUCAAAGAAAUUGAAUAUAUUACAUUAUCAUGUAGAUGAACAACGCUUUACUACAGAUAUCAAUUAUUGUAAGAUCAUUGACAUAUUUGAAUAUUAUCCUUAGUUUUAUUUGUAUUUGAGUGGUUUGAAAAUACAAGUCUGACUACAGUUUUUUAAGGUGGCUGAUGAAUGAUGGACCAUUUUUGGGAUGGUUGUUGGGAUUAUUUCUAUCAGCAUGGAUGUAUAGUAAAUUAAAAUAUUCGGAAGCAAUAGUACAAGAAUAAUAAAUUAUUGACAUAGAAAUUUUAAACUUAUUGAAUUAUGUUA